Molecule: messenger RNA, 2800 nt
Organism: Mangifera indica (mango)
Lineage: Eukaryota; Viridiplantae; Streptophyta; Magnoliopsida; Sapindales; Anacardiaceae
Product: pentatricopeptide repeat-containing protein At1g69290-like
Exons: 1
Coding region: 136-2097 (653 amino acids)
Molecular function (GO): protein binding
Source: RefSeq, a predicted model, not a curated record
CUGUCUCAAAUAAUUUUAUUAUUAGAAAGUUAAGUUUUUAAUCAGAAGGAUGUCACACUUGAAUUUUCUGGUAACGAUCGUGGAAUAAAGACUGAGCACCGGCAGCAGCUAGAUUGAUUGUUGGAUGAACAAAGAAUGUUCUUGCAUAUACGAGGAAGACUCUUCUCUUCCUCCUCUACACCCGAAAUUCCAUCACUUUACUCUUUCCUCCAACCCUCCAUCUUUGCCCUUAAACCCAAAACCCCAUCGCAAAACCCCUCCAACUUCCCAAACCAACAACAACAGCAACAAACCCUAACUCAAGACCACAUCCGUGAACUAGAAAUCUCUCUUCAGAAAUCCCUCCUCACCCACAGCACUGAUGAGGCCUGGAAGUACUUUAAGUCCCUCAUCAACAACUCUUUACUGCCAACCAAACCCCUCACCAACUCUCUCAUUUCUCACCUCUCCUCUUUCCAAGACACUCUCAACCUGAAGAGGGCAUUUGCCUCUGUUGUUUAUCUUAUUGAAAAAAACCCCAGUUUCUUAGAUUUUCAAACUGUGCAUACCCUUUUGGGUUCAUUGAAAUCUGCCAACACUGCUGCCCCUGCUUUUGCUUUACUCAAGUGUUUGUUUAAGAACAGGUAUUUUAUGCCUUUCGAAUUGUGGGGUCAUUUUCUUGUUGAUAUCUGUAGAAAUAAUGGUAAUUUUGUUGGUUUUUUGAGGGUUUUCGAAGAAUGUUGUAAGGUUGCUUUGGAUGAAAAGUUGGAUUUUAUGAAGCCUGAUUUAGAUGCUUGUAACACUGCAUUAGAGGGGUGUUGUUGUGGUCUUCAAUCAGUUAGUGAUGCUGAGAAAGUUAUAGAAACUAUGUCAGUGUUAGGUGUUAGGCCAGAUGAAUCGAGUUUUGGUUUUCUUGCUUAUUUAUAUGCAUUAAAAGGGCUGCAAGAGAAGAUAAUUGAAUUAGAGAAAUUGAUGGGCGGUUUUGGUUUCUCAAACAAAACUGUCUUCUAUCGUCGUUUGAUUAAUGGAUAUGUUAAGUCAGGUAAUUUAGAGUCUGUUUCGAGAACUAUCUUGCGUACUUUAAGUGAAGGAACAGGAGAAAGUUCAAAUUUUGGGGAAGAAACUUACUGUGAAGUGGUUAAAGGAUUUCUUCAAAAAGGAAGUAUUAAGGAAUUAACAAAUUUGAUUAUUGAAGCUCAAAAGUUGGAGCCUUCGGGGCUGGUUGUGGUUAGGUCCAUUGGCUUUGGUAUUGUUAAUGCUUGUGUUAAUCUAGGAUUAUCAGAUAAGGCACACAGCAUUCUUGAUGAAAUGAAUGCUCGGGGUUGUUUUGUUGGGCUUGGGAUUUAUGUGCCAAUUCUGAAAGCUUAUUGCAAAGAGCAUCGAACAGCUGAAGCUACUCAACUAGUUAUGGAUAUUAGUAGUUCAGGGCUUCAAUUAGAUGUUGAUAGCUACGAUGCUCUGAUAGAAGCUUCUAUGACGAGUCAAGAUUUCCAAUCAGCUUUUUCUUUAUUUAGGGACAUGAGAGAAGCAAGAAUAUCCAACUUAAAGGGGAGUUACCUCACUAUAAUGACAGGUUUGAUGGAGAACCAUCGUCCUGAAUUAAUGGCAGCAUUUUUGGAUGAAGUUGUUGAAGACCCUCGAGUUGAAGUGAAGACUCAUGAUUGGAAUUCAAUUGUCCAUGCCUUUUGUAAAGCUGGGCGGUUGGAAGAUGCUAAGAGAACUUUCAGAAGGAUGAUAUUCCUACGGUUUGAGCCUAAUGAUCAAACUUAUUUGUCCUUGAUCAAUGGUUACAUGACUGCAGAGAAUUAUUUCAGUGUUUUGAUGCUUUGGAAUGAGGUUAAGCGAAAAAUAUCAACUAAUGGAGGGAAGGGGGUUGAAUUUGAUCACAAUCUGGUUGAUGCAUUCCUGUUUGCUCUUGUUAAAGGGGGUUUCUUUGAUGCAGUGAUGCAAGUUGUGGAAAAAUCUCAAGAAAUGAAGAUAUUUGUUGAUAAGUGGAAGUACAAGCAAGCGUAUAUGGAAAACCAUAAAAAGCUUAAAGUAGCAAAGUUGAGAAAGAGGAACUUCCGGAAAAUGGAAGCACUCAUUGCUUUCAAGAACUGGGCUGGUCUCAAUGCAUAAAUUUUAAGUUACAAAUUGCAUUCACAUUCCAAGUCAUAGGAAUGAGUGACAGUUUGAUACUUUGCUACUUGGGUUUAAUAGUGGCUACUGCCUUAUGGGAUGCUGUUGGACAGUUAAAGAUGCAAGUGAAGGGUAUACAACCAUCAGCAGUUGGAACAAUUUCAGAAUUUUUCUGUUUGGAGCACCUGAUAUAUACCUUAUUGACAAUGGUUUUUGCUUAGGAUACCAAAAUUAGUGUUUGCUGAGCAUCACUGGAUGACCUGAGGAAUCUUUGAAAGACUAAAACUCUUAUUACUCUGUUGGGAUCAUGUGAUCCACCGAGUCUGGGCUUCUGCCUACCAUGCCUCCUCCUACUGAGGGUGGCUUAUUUGCAACAUGGUGACGGAGGGACAGUGUCAUAUUCAUUGCAAAUCAGGAUAAUUCAAGUUUUAUGGGCUAACUAUUAAUCAAAAGUUUUGUCUGCAGAUUGAACCUUUAGGCAUUAUGGAUGGAAGAGUUAGCUGGAAAAUUGAGUUGUAGGGGCUCAGUUUAGAUUUCUUUUGAGUGUCUACUUUCUCUUGAAAGUUGCAGGUAGUUAUUAUCCUGCAACAAAUAAGAAUGCCUCUCUACAUUAAAUGAUGCGCAUGUAGUAAUACAUCUGCAUCUGGAUAAUACUUUCAUAUGUAAUUUUUAUAAUGAAAUGUGAAAAUAUAUUGUGCCGAAA